UUUCCAGUUAUAAGAAAACUUUCGGCCUGUGAACAACUUAAAAUUGCAAGAAUUCAAUCGAAUUUUGAUAAAGAUUAUUUUAUUUUUUGUGUAUAAACAAUAAUAAACAACAAACAAUAAUAAAAAUGGAGUUAAACAAUCGUCUACUUUUGAAAGUUAUCGAAUUGGGACUUUGCAUUGCAUGCGUCAUCUUUGCAGAAAUAUUAUGUGGAACCCUUUCACAUAAGCCACUUAUUGUCUAUGGUACAAUCGCUGGAUACACUGUUGUGUGCUCUAUUUUAUUAGUUGGUCACAUUUUGAAUUCCAUCAUUGAAAAGCGCAUCAACGCUCUAUUCUCUAUCAUCGGUUGCAUUUUGUUCAUCGUUUCUGGUGCACUGAUCAUUGAUGAAUGGCAUGAUGCCACUGAAUUCUUAUACAAAGAUUCCAAACGUGAUGCUCUUGCUACUGGAUCUUUGAUGAUCAUCAAUGGAGCUGUAUUCCUUUUGGAUACUUUGUCUAUUUGCAAAUCAUAAAAUAAUCACAUUUCCAAAAAUAUAAACUCUUUUUAAAGAAAUAAAUAAAAACAAAAAUCUUAAUAUUAAGAAUGAACAAAUUUUAUAUAUUUAUAAUGUAGUAUGCGCAUUAAUGUGAGACAAACAUAAUAAUUAUUAUUAUUUAUAACAAUUAUAUGUAACUGAGAACAAUCCAAAGUAAACAAAUACUUUAAGAACAAUGUUUAAUAUACAUUUGGGAUCCAUCCAUAAAAUAAAAUUAAUAGUUGUUAGCAUUUUUUUUUUAUUAUUAUUUGCAAAUGAUUUAAUUUUGUAAAUUUUUAGCUAUACAUGUAUUGUUACCAUCAAGGAUAAAUAUUUUAUAUAAAAAAGAACUGUACCUAUCUCAUGUUUUCAUAAUAAAAACUCAACAACAAAUUAAAUUUAUUUACGCACAAAAUAA
Molecule: messenger RNA, 933 nt
Organism: Eupeodes corollae
Lineage: Eukaryota; Metazoa; Arthropoda; Insecta; Diptera; Syrphidae
Product: protein snakeskin
Exons: 3
Coding region: 126-512 (128 amino acids)
Biological process (GO): septate junction assembly
Source: RefSeq, a predicted model, not a curated record